UCUCUGCUCUCUAAAAGCCUGUUAGAGAGGCAGUGUGUGGCUUGCAUGUCUCCACUGGUAACUUUUUUUUUUUUUCAAAACUUACACCACUCUUUCUAAGUGUUGGGCUGUUUAGUGAGUGUGAAGAGAGCAGAGAGGGAGAGAGGGAGAGAGAGAGGGAGAGAGAGAGAGACCCCCAUGUUGCUCUGAUUUGACUAAACAAACAGCCCUUUUCAGAGCAGUACCUCCUCCCAACGGACUCCUGGGACAGCAGAGAUUAACCUCAGACUCUGAACAUCUGAGAGAGCUGGACAUUUGAAGCAGCGGACCCUGGAGGGACUACAGCUGGAAAACUCUUCUCUGUCUUCCAUCCGCCGGGCCGGCAGGUUUUCCUUUUUUUUUUUAUUGGGAGACGGGUCAGGGGAGGGAAGACUCAGCCGCGUCUGUGGGAGCGCUCUGAAGAACCAGGAGGCGGGGGAGGAAAUGGACCAGCCGUGUUUUUUGGAACUGCUCGAGAGCUUUGAGCGUUUCGCUUUGGGAGCGGAAGUGCCAGAAGCUUUUAAUUUAGGGAGACAACGUGUGUCUGGCUGGAGUAACUGACUGACUUUGGGCUUUCAGCACACUUCUACCUGAAAACGAUAGGGGGGUCACAAAGCAGCCGCGAUGAGGAGGCUGACAGCAUCUGGGCUCCACCUGAUGGUCACCUUUACAGCUUUUGUGCAUUUCUGCACCGAAGUGCACAGCCUGGAGAUUACCCCUCAAGACAAGGAGUUUGUCCUGGUUCAAGGCUCCUCUCUCACCCUAACCUGCUCCGGCUCCUGGGAGGCAACAUGGGAUUUAAAGAGGGACGAUUCACCAAACGCUCUUGCUGAGCUAGAUGACAAUGGGAAUCCAAGAGCCACAGUGGUUAAAACCGAUGCCAAGACGGUUGCUCUGACCCUCAACAAUGUGAACUGGGAGCACACUGGCGUGUAUCAGUGCUAUGAUCCUACUUCUGGGGAGACGAGCGAAGUGGUAGUUCUUGUGCCAGAUCCUAAAGUUUGGUUCGUGAAGAGCUCCCACGGCAUGGUGUCGAGGACCAGCGAGGAAAGCAUCGUCCCUUGUGUGGCCACCCACCCGAACAUCACUGUCACUCUGUAUGAGAAGAACUCCAACAGGCUCAUCAAAGGGCACUAUGUGCCCGGCGAGGGCUACAGGGCACAGCUGGAGGAUAGAACAUACGUGUGUCAUGGAGAGCUGAACGGAGAGAUGAAAGAGUCUCAGGAUUUUAACGUUCUCAGCAUUCCAGUGCCCGAAGACAUCACCCCUUACAUCAGCACAUCAAAGACGGUGCUGAAGCAGGGCGAGCCGCUGUCGAUAAACUGCACCGUGCCUGAUGCUGGGCUGGUGUAUUUUACUUGGGCUGUUCCUAGCGCACUGGACGGCAUGGUUUACCCAGAGGCGUCCUUCUCCCAGAAGGGCAUGCACUCCUACCUGAUCUUCCCUGAAACUACGGUGGGCCACAGCGGAAGCUACAUCUGCUACAUUCAAGAAAUGGUCCUGGAUGUCACAGCGUCUUCCACCGUCAACAUCACCGUUCUCGAACACGGUUUUGUGGAGGUGAAGCCUGCUCAGCAGCAGAACAUCUCCGCCAGGCUUCAGGAGAACGUGGAGCUGAGAGUGGAUAUAGAGGCCUACCCUCCUCCUCUGAUUCGCUGGACCAAAGACGGGACCACCAUCAGGGGAGAAAAAUCCAUCUCCAUCCGGCAGGAGCAUGAAAUAAGGUAUGUGACCAUUCUCACCCUGGUGAGGGUGAAGGUGGAGCAGAAGGGCCUCUACACGGUCAUCAUUUCCAAUGGGGACGACAGAAAGGAAGUUAGCUUUGACUUGGAGGUCCAAGUUCCUGCUCUGAUUAAAGAGCUGACCGACCACCAUCUCCCAGGGAUGAAGGACGUGGUGACCUGCGUCGCUGAGGGCUUUCCAGCCCCGACCAUACAGUGGUACAGCUGUGACAGCAUGCUCAAGUGCAGCAACCAGUCGGCCACGUGGCAGCCGCUGAGGCUGGAGCCGGAGGAGCUGAGCAUCCAGACCAACGUCAGCUACAACAAGGCAAGCAAGGUCAGCCUGGUGAAGAGCCAGGUGACCUUCCACAAGCCUCAGCAGGUCACGGUUCGCUGUGAGGCCGACAACCAAGUCGGGGUCCCCAGCAGGAGGGCUGUCAAACUGGUGUCCAGCACCUGGUUCUCCCAGGUGGCAGUACUGGCUGCUGUUCUGGCCUUAGUGGUCAUUGUGAUCUUAUCCAUCAUCAUCCUCAUCGCCGUAUGGAGGAAGAAACCUCGCUAUGAGAUCAGAUGGAAGGUGAUAGAGUCUGUGAGCCAGGAUGGACACGAGUACAUCUAUGUGGACCCCAUCCACCUUCCCUAUGACCUGGCCUGGGAGAUGCCCCGAGAAAACCUGGUGCUGGGUCGCACACUCGGAUCGGGAGCGUUUGGCAGGGUGGUCGAGGCAACUGCGUACGGUCUCACGCAUUCCCGCUCCAGCACAAAGGUGGCAGUGAAAAUGCUCAAAUCCACGGCCAGGAGGAGUGAGACUCAGGCCCUGAUGUCCGAGCUGAAGAUCAUGAGUCACCUGGGACCUCACCUGAACAUAGUCAACCUGCUAGGAGCCUGCACCAAGCAUGGCCCUCUUUACCUGGUUACCGAGUACUGUCGCUACGGUGACCUGGUGGACUACUUGCACAGGAACAAGCACACCUUCCUGCAGUACUACGCUGAGAAGAACCAGGACAGCGGCUGCAUGAUCUCCAGAGGAAGCACCCCUGUCAGCCAGAGAAAAGGUUAUGUGUCCUUCGGAAGCGAAAGCGAUGGAGGUUACAUGGACAUGAGCAAAGACGAGCCCUCCUUCUACGUGCCCAUGCAGGAGCAGCUGGACACCAUCAAAUACGCGGACAUCCAGCCGUCUCCGUACGAGUCCCCCUACCAGCAGGACCUCUACCAGGAACAAGGUGGAGGCAGGCUGGACCUGGUGAUCAGCGACUCUCCCACCCUCACCUACGACGAUCUCCUGGGCUUCAGCUACCAGGUGGCAAAGGGGAUGGACUUCCUGGCCUCAAAGAAUUGUGUCCACCGCGACCUGGCGGCCAGGAACGUGUUGAUCUGUGAAGGCAAGCUGGUGAAGAUCUGCGACUUCGGCCUGGCCAGGGACAUCAUGCACGACUCCAACUACAUCUCCAAAGGCAGCACAUUCCUACCCCUGAAGUGGAUGGCACCGGAAAGUAUUUUCCACAAUUUGUACACCACCCUGAGCGACGUUUGGUCAUAUGGCAUCCUUCUUUGGGAAAUCUUCACUCUGGGAGGAACGCCUUACCCUGAUUUGCCCAUGAAUGAGAUCUUCUACAGUGCUUUGAAGAGAGGCUACAGGAUGGCCAAGCCUGCCCACGCCUCUGAUGAAGUGUAUGAGAUCAUGAAGAAGUGUUGGGAUGAGAAAUUUGAGAAGAGGCCUGAGUUUUCCCUCCUGGUGCACAAUGUGGGGAACAUGCUGAUGGACAGCUACAAAAAGAGAUACAAUCAAGUGAAUGAAAACUUCCUGAAGAGCGACCACCCUGCAGUGGCACGCACAAAAUCUCCGCUCUCCUCACCCUUUCCGAUCACCAACCCUGCCUUCGGCCCUCCGUCUCCGAUCGCCCACCCCCUCCCGGGCCAGCUCAGCCAGAGCCCGAGGCCCGGAGACGGCGGGCGAGAGGCAGACGCACAGGAAGUCCCGCCGUCGUACAACGAGUACAUCAUCCCGCUCCCCGACCUAAAACCUGAGGAACUUUUCACUGAAGUGCCGUCAGAAAGCCCCGCAAGCUCUCUAGCUCUGGAGGAAGAGGCCGAUUCUACUUCUCAUGACACGGCCGAAACUCUUCCCGAGGAGGACAGGGUGGAGGGCACCAGCGAGAGGGACGCUCUGCUGGGCUCCACUGGGACCCCUGAGGUAGAAGACAGCUUCCUGUAGUCCUGCGCGGGAACGUUGAGGAGACAGAGCCCCUUUCUUUAGGCUGAGACGAAACCCGACUAAAACUGAAAUGUAGCAAAAACUGAGACUGAGAAGCAAUCUCUGUAGUUUCACUGAGCUUUCGAAGAAGUACUUCCUCCUUUUGAGAGUUUUUGUUUUCUAUGCGAAGUUAUAAAAAUGAAAAAGGUACAAUCUUUCUCACGCUUCUGGAAGCUUGCCAGGAGAUGAAUAAGGUCAUAUUCGUCCACAAUCAGUUUAACCAAAGUAGUGUUGGUGUUUACUCUAGUUCCCAGUUCGGUCAGACACUUAGACGGCCUUAGGAGGUUCAGAAUGUGCUUUAUUAUUGUGCUAGCUCUGUUUGUCUUUUUGACUGAAAUAUGUGAUUUCUGAGAAGCGGGUAUAUAUUUUUUUCUUUGGCUUUCACAUAGAAAAGUAAUGAAGUCCAACCUUAACAAACAGUUUAAAACAGUUUUAAAACAUGAGCAGAAAUAGAUGGUUUAUUGUUAAAUCACACUUAUAAACUUCUUUUUGCUUACCUCUUGGGUUCUUUCAGUAGCCUUAUUCAUCAUUAUACAUUUAUAAAGUUUCAUUUCUAGGAUCAGAAAUGGAGGAACCUUGGUGCACUGUUUUAAAAAAUAUAUAGAUUUUUUUUUUUCCUCUUAGCUUUGUUGUCAGUGUUUUUAUGCCUGAGUUUUAAUAACCGCUGAGGUUUGUGUUUUCAAUUAUUUUUUAGCCUUCUUUCAUAGUUUUGUGUCAUAUUUGCACUUUAUUUAGAGAAAAUGAGGUUCUUUGCAUUAAAGGUAUAAUGUUACUCUCUGUGAAUAUUAGAAAGCUACAAUGUAGAGCCACUACAGCAUGAAUCUGGGUUUAUUUGAUUGAUUCGAUUCAAAUCUGAUAUCUGUGAAAGAAGGGGAAACACUCGAGCAGCAUAUCACUGCCUUAGCACAAGAUGGCACACAUGAGUGCCUUUGUACUGACAGACGUUUUAUUCAUAGCUCAUACAUGAAAGUUUGUUUUAAUGUACGGUGGAUAUAUAUAUUCCUAUCAAAAUGUUAGGUUGAUAAAUCAUUUCAGAACUUUUUCUACCUUUGAUGUGACAAGUAUCUUGCAUUAUUCAACUUAAAAACAAAUUUGCUGAGGGGGGAAAGGAAAAAAAUAAAUAAAAAAGCUUGAAUAACCUGGUUGAAUACAUUAGUGCAGACUUGUACUAUUAAAGCGUAUUGUUAUUAAAUUUGAGCAUUCAUUCUUCGUGGGUACAUCAAGGGUAGAUGGGUCCAUUAUUUAUAGAGAAUCUGAUAAACUGUAAAUAAAGUUCAACUCUCACAGUUGGAUACAAAUGGUAUUUGCUCAAUGUUGGUGUUUUUGGUGGAAUUAAACUGAAAAUAUGUCACAUUAAAGACAGGAAAUGUUAGGAAACUCUUUAUCGUGUUCCUAUUUUAUUGUGUUGUAAAAGCAUUGCAUAUAAACAUGGGUGAGUAGACCUUUUUAUCCACCGUACGAUGAAAGCCUGGUGUGCACAUGUGAACAAAAUGCUUUCUGUUGCUUUGUGUCACAUUUUCUUGCAUAGUGUUUUACACCUCUGUGCUUAGCAUAUCCAUUAAAUGAACACAUCUUUAUUUCCUGACAAUGUAAAAAGCACACAAUCACUAUGUCACAAAUGACGGUACCAAAGCUCUUGUUAACUUCUACAAAUGUAUUUUUAUAUGUUUCUUUUUUGUAUGCUGUAAAUGUGUCAAUAAAUCAGUAAUAUCACAAU
This is a messenger RNA of Fundulus heteroclitus (mummichog), 5710 nucleotides long. RefSeq names its product platelet-derived growth factor receptor, beta polypeptide (gene pdgfrb). Gene Ontology annotation, cellular component: signaling receptor complex. Gene Ontology annotation, biological process: cell chemotaxis; cell surface receptor protein tyrosine kinase signaling pathway; protein phosphorylation. Gene Ontology annotation, molecular function: platelet-derived growth factor beta-receptor activity; ATP binding; platelet-derived growth factor binding. The record is from RefSeq and is a predicted model, not a curated record. The transcript is spliced from 24 exons. The coding region runs from base 643 to 3954 and encodes 1103 amino acids. Lineage: Eukaryota; Metazoa; Chordata; Actinopteri; Cyprinodontiformes; Fundulidae.